Colletotrichum destructivum is the source of this 1611-nucleotide messenger RNA. RefSeq names its product Putative major facilitator superfamily, MFS transporter superfamily. The transcript has 3 exons. Gene Ontology annotation, molecular function: transmembrane transporter activity. Gene Ontology annotation, biological process: transmembrane transport. The record is from RefSeq and is a predicted model, not a curated record. NCBI's taxonomy places the organism in Eukaryota, Fungi, Ascomycota, Sordariomycetes, Glomerellales, Glomerellaceae. Gene Ontology annotation, cellular component: plasma membrane. The coding region runs from base 1 to 1611 and encodes 536 amino acids.
AUGGCGGUGAACGUGGCCGACUCUAACGCGCAGCCUGGCAGUCUAGCAGCCAACGGGGCCUCGCUGUUGACGUUCGGGAAGAUGUACGCUGUACUAUCGACCAAGAAGGUAUUCCUGGUGUCGAUAGCAGUAUCAGCAGCUGGCUCCGUUGUUUGCGCCGUGGCCAAGACAUCGCCCGUCUUCAUCGUUGGGAGAGUCCUUGCCGGCCUUGGGUGUGCGGGAAUGCAAGUUGGAACCACACUCCUGACGGCAUCGAUCAUGCCCUUGCACAAGCGGCCCUUUUAUGGCGGAAUCAUGGGGACGGGGGAGACUUUGGCCGUCAUGGCCGGGCCCCUCGUUGCAGGCGGCAUCGCACAGUCCGUGGGUUGGCCGUGGUGCUUCUGGAUCAACUUACCCGUCGACGCCAUUCUCUUCGUGGCACUCGUUUUGCUGGUGACCGAGCACAGAACGAACGCCAAGGCCCGUCGUUGGUUCAUGCGGCUGGAAGACCUCGGCGAGCUCGACCUGCCCGGCGGGUUUCUGAUCGCGGGCGGCACUGCAUGCCUACUUUUGGGGCUCAACUCGGCUGGGACGAGCAACUCGUGGACUGACGCCGUGGUGCUGGCGCCCAUUCUGGUGUCGGUUGCCGUCUUCGUCGUGGCGGCGGUUGAUCAGCACAAGAAGAUGGACCGGGCCACCUUUCCCACGCGACUGCUGAAGAACCGGCAUUUCGUCACCAACCUGGUUUGGCUGUGGACGCAGGCGGGCUCGCAAAUCCCGACGUCGUACUAUUUUCCGAUAUGGAUACAAGGUCUGGCAACCGAGUCCGUAUUGCAAGCUUCCAUUGGCAUACUUCCCACCCUCGGGGCUUCCAUCGUCGGCACCAUCGCCAGCGGGCUUCUGGCGUGGGCGGUACACUACCUGCCCCCGGGGACGAUAGCAGGAACGGCCGUGAUGGCGGUCGGCUCUGGUCUGCUCUACAGCCUCCGGCCAGACAGCAGCCGGCCGGUGUGGAUGGGGUUCGGCGCCGUGUUCGGGCUCGGGAACGGCUUCACGACGCAGCAAGUCGCCGUCGGCGCCCAGGCCGAGCUGGACGAGAAGGACUUCCCUGCCGGCAUGUCGGCCCUCGCCGUCGUGCGGAACGUGUCCGCGGCCAUCUUCAUCGCGGUGAACCACAGCGUCUUCAUGGACCGGCUCUCACGCCUUUCCAGCGUCAUGCCCGGCUUCAGCCCGGCGUCCGCUACCAACAUCAACCGGAGCUAUCUGGAGAGCCGAGUGUCGCCGGAGAACUUCUCCCGAGCUUUGGACAUCUUCAACGACGCCUUGACUCGUAUGUUCUUGGUCUCUAUGGGUCUGGGAAUUGCGGGGUUCUUGAUAGCUUUCUUCCUGCCUUGGACGUCCCUGAAGAAGCCGGAAGCUGGGACUGAUGCCUCUGACGAGCUGGAUCUUGUUGAGCCUGUAGGGCGUCAGCCUCCAUGGAAGUUGGACCACGACACCGGCCCGUGCCAGAUACAUUACCGCCACACGAUUUCACUGGAACGCGGAAACCGUGAAGGAAUAAGUCAAGAUGGCAGCGAGAAGUGGGAGUCAAAAACACCGGAGCAUUUAAGACAGCGUUGUGUGUCGUUGUAG